UUGCGGGCUUACCAAAUAGAGGCCCAAUCCCAUCCCGCAGCAAGCCUUUACAGGCCAGGCCCGCGGUACAGGUCCUUGAUUGCUAUCCCUAUUGAUGGGUUUAGCUAGCUAUUACGAGUGUCCAAAUCCAAUUACUAUAUUAUUAAAGACUCCGAUUUAAUUGUAUCACUAACCUCCGGAUCUCAACCAGAGCUUUGAUUUGAUCCGACGAAAAUAAAAAAUAUAUAUCCUCUCGACAAAUACUAUAUGUAUAUCGUUGUAUUAUGUGUGUUCACAUGCACAUAUAUGCUCCUCGAAUGCAUGUAUGGUGUGAGGUGUGAGCUGCUACUUAGGCUGUAUCGAUGUGAAUCUAUUAAAUUAUUGUAUGUUAACCAAACAAUCAAUGAUGAGAAUUAGGAGCAAGAAUCACAUCUUAUAUAUAUAGGUAGUAAAUAUGAGCUUUGGGAAGUGAUCUGAUGAUUAGUAAGAUGGACCCAGGAGAAAAUGAGGUGGUAUUGAUGAAUGAAGCCAUGGAUGGUGAUGAAUCUUUCAUUGAAAUCAAAAUCAACCAACCAGCAACUGGAAUGAGCAUAUCUUCUUCUUCUUCGUCUUUUUCUCCUUCUCCAAGUAAUGAAAUGCAGACGACGGCGAUCUUCUCAUCAGCCUCUAGCUGCUUCUCUGCAUACAGCAGCGUGACGACGAAGUUGAUGAUGAAACUGGGGUGUUUGAGUGUAGUGGGGGUCAUAAGGGAGAAAGUGAACGUGGGAGAGAAGUGGGUCCUCAAAGUUAUUCACGGACGACGAAGCAAGAGCUCCCUUCAUUACUACUGCGAAGGCAGCACCAAUUACAGCGAGGAAACAUUAACGGACGACUCCCUCACGGCAGCCAUCGCGUACUGCAAUGCAUCCUCUCUCUCCCGUCUACAAACUUAAUACUCUUUCUAUAAUUGUUGUUAUUGUUGGCUAGAGACAAGAUUACUAAUGUCGGUAAUCACAUAAGAAACGGAUAUUUGGGUAUUGGUUCUCUAUUGGUAUCAGUAUCAUGUAUCAAGUCGUUUAAUAUUUAUCCCUUAAAGAAUACUCUCUCUCGUAUUGCAAUGUGUGAUAACCAAGCAAGAGACGUUAUAACGAACUGGACACGUCGAAGAAGGAAGAUAUGGACCGUAUGUUUCACUCUUCAUACAUAGCCAAUGUGAAACAUUAAUUCAUGCUUCCCAAGUCCUUUCAUGAGUAGGCUAGUUUAUUUAUCUUCGAAGUUUGACAUUGUACUUAAUUUACCACCGAAAUACCAGCACUGGAGUAGUUCUAGACGAGAAAAAAAAAACAUUUUUAAAAGGUUAGAAAUAAUACGGCAACAUUCAAUCUCCAAAAUCAUAUUGGAUGUCAAAAAAGAAAAAUCAAUAUUAAUUUUGAGUGUAUUACGAUAACAGUAUUAACUACAAAGUUACAUAGGUAUUAUAGUGCUAUGGAUUUAAAUUUUUGUGUGUUGCAGUUUGAUUAUGGAUAUGAAUAUGCACAAUUAUAACAUUUUUUUUUGUUCAAACCAUAAUUUCAUUCAAGUUCAAAGAUAACAAGGUUCAUUUACUCAUCCACACACGGAGAGUUCUUCAAAGCGUAAAGUGACGAUUUAUGGAUAUGAAUAUGCACAAUUAUAACAUAACAUUUAUAUAAACUUGAAUAUCUUGAAUCCGUAUUCAAUCCUACUUGUAUGCACAAAUUGUAAAACUUUAGGUAUGGUGAUUGAUGAUGAGGACUAUGGAUAGAGAAUGUUGUGUAAAUUCUCAGGGAGAGGUAAUAAUAGAGCAAAUGCCCAUCCUUUUUUUCUUUCCUCACUCACGUUUAUCUCUAUAUAAGUAGUUAAAGACUCUAGGUCACGAAGAGGAUUCUAUCCUGCCAAUUAUCUAAUAUGCAAAUCAAGAGGGCCUAAAUGGCCGAGAAUUGGGGUUUCCUUUGAGUAAAAAAGGUAAUCGCUUGGGAAUGCACACAAAUUAUUCACUGAAGUGAAGAUAUUUCCACAUUGAGACUGUAAACGAGUGAGUAUGUUUUGAUUAACAUGAAGGACAAAACUCAUUGCCAAUUCAGAUUCCGGUGAGUUGUCUAAAUAACCACUGCAUUCUUUCUUACGAUCCUUGUGGGUCCGUCUUUAAUAGUAGUUGUGUAUCAAUUGUCUCUCCUCCUCUUGCUAAGCUGUAAAACUUUAAAGAAACCGAAAAAGCAACACAUAUUAAGGGAAAUUAGACAGACACUUACUUGAACCUAAACUAUGGAUGGCGUAUAGAAAGAAGGAGGCAUGGGAUCGGAAAGUUUGCAACUUUAAAGGACGAUACUGAUCGCCUUCCGCCGUCAAGGAAAGCAUCACUGCCUGCCGCUCUAGCCUUCCCUGAUUUUGACCAUCCCAGAUCUAAGGUUUCUACCCUCAACUGAUUGGUUUUGUCUUUCCGAUCCUCCGCUCUUAGAAUAUCGAUAGUGAAACCAAUUUGACCAAUGCUUUGAAGUCUGAGAUUUGACGACUCAGACAAUCACUUCCGACUCUGUUACAAGUUACAACUUAACUUUCUGAGCUGAUAAAACAAAACAAUGCAUAACUGAGGUCGAAUCUAGUGAUUGUGUAGGUGAUAUUGAUGCAGGUGGCGAGGGCGACUGCUGCUAAAGCAAAACUACUACUCCAUGAGUUGAAAAAUGUGAAAGCAGAUCUUGCAUUUGUGAAAGAGCGCCGUGCUCAGCUUGAAGAAGAUAACAUACAUCUGAGGGAGAACCACCAUGGGAAAGGAAGCAACCCUGCAGUGCAGACGAAGAUUUGAUCCGGCUCCAGCUUGAGAGCCUACUAGCAGAGAAAGCACGGUUAGCUCAUGAGAGCUCAGUGUACCAAAGGGAGAACCGGAUCAUAAAAUACCACCAGCUCACAAUGCAAGACGAAGGCAGUGACGAGGUAACACACAAGUCUACCCUUUUGUACCCACUUUGAUGGCUUCACCUGUGAAGCUCAGACACUCUCCGAAUGAAGAAGAGCUUAUUAAAGAGAUUCUUCAAGUAGCUGAUAAUCACAUCCUUGAGAGCUAUGGAGGAAAUGCGUUUGCGGAUUCUUGAUUUUUUUUUUUUUUGCGCAAACUAUACUUGAUUAAACUUAAAAUAAACAACAGAGUACUUCACUCAUCCAACAUAGGAGAGCUAGAAAGGGAAUGUAAUGCUGCUUUUGCAAGAGAGUCAGCCAAAGUAUUUCCCACACGCGGGAUGAAUUUAAAGGAAAUAUUACUAAAAGAGUUGGAUA
This is a messenger RNA of Brassica napus (rape), 3246 nucleotides long. RefSeq lists its product as uncharacterized. NCBI's taxonomy places the organism in Eukaryota, Viridiplantae, Streptophyta, Magnoliopsida, Brassicales, Brassicaceae. The record is from RefSeq and is a predicted model, not a curated record. The transcript has 2 exons. Bases 456 to 911 code for a protein of 151 amino acids.